Molecule: messenger RNA, 966 nt
Organism: Plectropomus leopardus (leopard coralgrouper)
Lineage: Eukaryota; Metazoa; Chordata; Actinopteri; Perciformes; Serranidae
Source: RefSeq, a predicted model, not a curated record
AUGAUCGAUACAGAAGUUGUGCUUGAAGCUUUGAGCGUGCUCUGCAAAGACGGAGUAAGCUGUGCUCAAAGACAAAGAUUAGAGGAUGGGUUACCCACAGCAGACAUUUUGGAAGGAGUUGCAAAGGUGCAUCUGCCCAUCCAGGAGCUGUCCAUCAAGGACCUGAUCCCUAUAGCCCUAUGUGGUGAUAGAACCAGGAACCAAACUCUUGAAGGAGCAUUUGAAAAGUUGCCAGUAUGCAUGAUCAACUUGCCAAACGACAUCAAUAAAGACGAAAAGACAGGACAGAUUGUCAUCAAACCGGAAGAUUACCUGUGGUCCGAGGAACAUUUGGACCCAAGAUUCAACUACGACUUCACCAAGUUGAAAGACACAAAGACCUAUUACAGAGGUGGGGAGCUGUACAAACGUCCAUGUGGUUGGCAGCGUUUUGCCCUCAAGGUCCUGGAUAAGUAUGAUGACAAUACCUGGCUGGGACACAACUGGCGUACCACAGAGUCUGUCCCAGGGGAGUGGCCAGUGUCCUACCACGGGACAGACCAAAAAUUUGUCAAAGCCAUCAUCGAACAGCACUUAAAGGCCGGCAAUCGUAAACUUUAUGGCAAAGGGAUUUAUUCGACUCCAGACAUUGAUAUAGCGAAGGGUUUUGCCACAGAAUUCACCGCCAAAAAGACAAAAAAGAAGUACAAAGUGAUUCUGCAGACUCGUAUCAACCCUGAGCACAGGGAGAAAUACAAUGAUGACAAGUACUGGAUGGUUCCCAUCUCUGAAGACGCAUCAGACCAAGAACAGCAGGAGAAAGUUGAAAAUGCCAUCCGUCCUUAUGGUCUUCUGUUACAGGAGAUCUAACAAAUGAUCACUUAUUUGUUUCUCUUGAGUUAUGGUCUAUGAAAAAUACUCUCAAAUGGAAUGAUGUCUCACAUGCCUGUAAGAUGAAUAUGUACAAUCAAUAACACCACAUAUAGU